Molecule: messenger RNA, 2542 nt
Organism: Penaeus monodon (black tiger shrimp)
Lineage: Eukaryota; Metazoa; Arthropoda; Malacostraca; Decapoda; Penaeidae
Product: lysosomal cobalamin transporter ABCD4-like
Biological process (GO): long-chain fatty acid import into peroxisome; peroxisome organization; very long-chain fatty acid catabolic process
Cellular component (GO): peroxisomal membrane
Molecular function (GO): long-chain fatty acid transmembrane transporter activity; ABC-type transporter activity; ATP hydrolysis activity
Source: RefSeq, a predicted model, not a curated record
AACAAUAUCUUGCAUACUUCAUGGGUCUUGUUGCAAGUAAAUACUAUGCAGUCUUUGGCGACAGAAACUUUGACGGUUUCAUGAUGCACACCCUGAAGACCUGCGCUUUGAUAUUGGCCAUUUCAUCUGUGAUUAGCGUAAAGAUGUACAUCAACAGCGUAUUAUACAUCACCUGGAGACAACUGCUUGAUAGAGCUCUGCAUCGCCUCUACUUCUCAGGGAUCAACUACUACACUCUCAAUGUUCUUGAUUCUAAUGUUGAUAACCCAGACCAGCGCAUGACCCAGGACGUUGACAAAUUGUGUUCGUCGCUGGCAACAAUAACAACCAAGGUUAUAAUCGCACCAUUUCAGAUUGGCUAUUACACUUACAAAACCUAUGUAGGAACAGGAUGGCUCGGCCCAGUCAGCAUCUACGCCUUCUUUUUUGUCGGCACCAUAGUCAACCGCAUUGUCAUGUCUCCAAUUGUGAAGUUUGUCAUGAAGCAAGAGAAAUGUGAGGGAGAUUUCAGAUUCAAGCACAUGCAAGUACGCAUAAAUUCAGAAUCGAUAGCCUUCCACGUCUCAGGGCCAGUAGAAUCUUGCAAGACAAACAGAGCUUUGGAUAUCUUGGUGCAAGCGCAGCAGAGGCUCUUCAACAGACAGAUUAUUUUGAAUUUUACAAGAUAUAUGUUUGACUACUUUGGUUCCAUCAUAUCCUAUCUGGCCAUUUCAAUCCCCAUUUUUAGUGGGAAAUUUGGUGAAGAUGAAGAUAUUUCAUCCGUCAUCAGUGCCUAUGCCUUCGUCUCAAUGUACCUGGUGUUCAGCCUGACCUCGCUCGUGGACUUGGGCAGUCAAGUAGUGGUAUUAUCAGGCGUGACACAUCGCGUUGCUCAGUUGGUCGAGAGGCUGCUCAAACUCCAGCAUGAGUGGGAUAUUAAUACACUGCAGGCCUCAUCUUCCUUUACGAACAUUACGCAGAAUCUCCGAAAGCGAUCUGGGUCGAGGGAAAGCACCGCGUCGUCUAGCGACUCAAGACGCCUUAUCGAGGACUCUCCUGAAAAUGAAGUUGAGGUUUGUGGGGAAGAUCAGACAGCCUUAGACAUUGCCUUCAUUCUCAGGGAUGUCACUAUUUCAGCCCCAGGAUCAAAUAAGAUAUUGGUUUCAGAUUUGCAGCUGGUCAUCAAGAAAGGUGAAAGUCUGCUGAUCAUGGGACCAAGUUCUGCUGGAAAGUCAAGUAUCCUGAGGGUAUUGCGCGGAUUGUGGCCGGCUGCUCGAGGUACUGUGGCUCACGACUUCCCACCAGGACCCAAGUGUGUGAUUUUUCUUCCACAGAAACCUCUUAUGACUAACGGCUCUUUAUUGGAACAGAUCAUCUAUCCUCUGCGCCUAGACCCCAAUAGUCCCGUUAGUUCAGAGACGUGUGAGGAGAUCAAGAGUCGUUUAGAUGCGCUCCACAUGAGUGAGUUGGUUGCCAGGUGUGGAGGUCUCCAAACGGAUCCCGAUUGGAAUUGGAAUGAUGCCUUGUCACCAGGAGAGAUGCAGCGGGUGUGUUUCUUGCGUAUUCUUUACCACAAGCCACAGUUUGCUUUGCUGGAUGAGGCAACAAGUGCUCUGAGCCUCGAUGUCGAAGAGCAGCUCUAUCAAGCCUGCCUGGACCAGAACAUCACGAUUGUUAGCGUUGCACAUCGAGAGUCUCUCAUUAAGUAUCAUGAUCAUUUACUCACUCUUGACGGGAAAGGAGGAUGGAAGAAGGAGCCAGUGAGUUAGGAAAGAAGCCUGGAGCUUUUGAAUUUUAGUCCAGGAUUGCUGUUCUUUCUUUCAUUCUUCCUCUGUCUAUAUUUUUUAACAAUGUGUGUGUGUAAGAGUUGAUAUCCAUGAUUCCUUUAUUUGGGACUAAAUUUAAUUUCUAAUCUUUUAACCACUGCAAAGGAAUUGUUAUAUACUUUUCACUUGCAAAUUGAGAAAUUACAUUCCUAAAACUAGCAAUAUCAGUGUACAGGAAAUAAGAGAAAAGAUAACUUUGAAUUUAUAUAAUUACAUGAUAAGAUUAUAAAAUAUCUUCCACAUAUACGAAUUGGGUAUUUUAUGCAAGUUUUGAAAAGGGGACUAGAUUAUAGAAUGUAUGAAAGAGUUUACUUUUAUUAGGGAAAAUUGCUACUAUUGUUGGUGAGUAGUUAGGUGGGAAUCUAUGCUGUAAAUACUAAUUUUUUUUAGCUGAAAGAAGGGUGCAAAUCAUAGGUCAGAUUGUGUAUGUGCUUCUGUUCAGAGCACUUAUCCAGUUUAUAAUGUUUCGUAGGACUAUAAUUAUUUUUAAGAAUGUGCUUUUAGAGCAAAUAUGUUUGAAGAACUUUUCUUAUUAUCUUUACUACAACAAAGAUGUGUGUAUAUAUUUUUCUGUAGUUUAGUGCCUUCUAAAAGUAAAAAUCCUCAGUAUAUUUUAGAUACUAAUUUUAUAAAGUAGUGAUACUAAGUUGUUAAUAUAAUCACAAAGUGUAUGUCAUGUCUGAGUUCUGUUUAUACAAUAUUGCUGCUUUGUGAAGUUAAAAGUAUUCAAGUGCUUA